GCACAUGAGUCCAACAAAUUGGAAAAGCAACAAACAGAAAAAAGUGUUGUUCUUGCCUCUAUUAAAGAACUCUAGAGGGAAGACACCGCCAUUAAAAGGAAGCUAGCAGCCUGACUUAGCUCUAUAUAUCUCUACUACUAUACUAACCUUUGUGGACGUGGAUCUCUUCUAGGCUGGGAAAGUUGGUACCAUGUCCAGUCUUGAAGAAAGGAGAGCGAAAGCUCUUGAGGAAUAUAGGAAGAAACUUAUUGAACACCGAGAGUUGGAUGCCAAACUUAAAAAGAUGAGAGAAGACCUGAAGGAGUUUAGCAAGGACUUUGAGAAGAGUGAGGAUGACCUCAAGUCUCUGCAGAGUGGAGUAGGGCAGAUAGUUGGGGAAGUAUUACGUCAGCUCACAGAGGACAAGUUCAUUGUGAAGGCAUCCAAUGGUCCACGUUAUGUGGUUGGCUGCAGGAGAAUGAUAGACAAGAGCAAACUGAAACAGGGCUCACGAGUGGCACUGGACAUGACCACUUUGACAAUUAUGAGACAGCUGCCUCGAGAAGUGGACCCACUGGUGUUCAACAUGUCCAUGGAGGAUCCAGGGGACGUCUCAUAUUCUUCUGUGGGGGGUCUGCCCGAACAGAUUAGAGAACUUAGAGAGGUUAUCGAGCUCCCUCUGCUCAACCCUGAGUUGUUUGGACGUGUGGGGAUCACUCCCCCUAAGGGCUGUCUCCUGUAUGGGGCUCCUGGGACUGGGAAAACUCUCCUGGCUAGGGCAGUCUCAAAACAGUUGGAUGCUAACUUUCUCAAAGUGGUGUCCAGUGCUAUUGUGGACAAGUACAUAGGGGAGAGUGCCAGGCUCAUCAGAGAGAUGUUCGCCUACGCCAAGGACCACCAACCUUGUAUCAUUUUCAUGGAUGAGAUUGAUGCUAUUGGUGGGCGGAGAUUCUCAGAGGGUACAUCAGCCGAUCGGGAGAUUCAGCGCACAUUAAUGGAACUACUCAACCAGAUGGAUGGAUUUGACAAGCUAGGACAGGUUAAAAUGAUCAUGGCCACUAAUCGCCCAGAUGUUCUAGACCCUGCCCUAUUGAGGCCAGGCAGGCUUGACAGAAAGAUUGAGAUUCCACUUCCCAAUGAGCAAGCCAGGCUAGACAUUCUCAAGAUUCAUGCUGCACCAAUCACCAAACAUGGCGACAUUGAUUACGAAGCUGUUGUGAAACUGUCAGAGGAUUUCAAUGGAGCGGACCUCAGAAAUGUCUGCACUGAAGCAGGAAUGUUUGCUAUCCGUGCGGAGAGAGAGUAUGUCAUCAGUGAAGACUUCAUGAAGGCAGUUCGCAAGGUUGGCGAUACCAAGAAGCUGGAGUCCAAAUUAGAUUACAAACAAAUCUAGGACACAAUUGCCGUGUUGGUUAAUUAGGUAUAAUUAUGUAACGCGGCACUGUGAAGAAUUAAAUCAUGAAUAAUUAUGCAAACAUUUAA
This is a messenger RNA of Halichondria panicea, 1461 nucleotides long. RefSeq names its product 26S proteasome regulatory subunit 10B-like. The transcript has 10 exons. Bases 191 to 1372 code for a protein of 393 amino acids. Gene Ontology annotation, cellular component: proteasome regulatory particle, base subcomplex; cytosolic proteasome complex. Gene Ontology annotation, biological process: positive regulation of RNA polymerase II transcription preinitiation complex assembly. Gene Ontology annotation, molecular function: ATP hydrolysis activity; ATP binding; proteasome-activating activity. The record is from RefSeq and is a predicted model, not a curated record. Lineage: Eukaryota; Metazoa; Porifera; Demospongiae; Suberitida; Halichondriidae.